AUGUCUAGUCGACAGCCCUUGAUUGAAUUUGGCCCUCCGCUUCAAGGGCAGAAUGCAAUGCCAUCUUUAGUACCAACUCCGUCGCUGAGUUCCAAGAUCUACAAAGCGGUGAUAUCGCCGUUCCAAAAGCUCCGGUUGCUCUUCCCAAGAGUGUCCGGAACAUUCGACGUGAACUUCACAGCACAAGAUGGACGUCGACUGCUACGUCUAAAAGCUGAGAUUGGCGGACCAAGCAAAGAGUUUGAUACAACAAACUGCGCUACUACAACAUUCCACAAGUUCAAUGGGCUUCCUGUUGAGCUUCGAACAAUGUUCUGGAGAUUGUCCUCCAGAAAGGCUAGAAUCUUUCGACUGGGUCCCAUGUCAAAGAACCUGGAUAUACUAUGGUUGAGUUUUACAAUCUCUCAUAAAGCGCCAGCUUCCGCCCAAGCGUGUCGCGAAUCAAGGGCAUUGUUACAAGCCGAAGCUUUGCAGCUGUUCGGCCAAAAUAUCGGCGUACACAAAAGCCUUUGGUUCCUGCCUUCCUUAGACAUUUUUUACUGGAACAGGUACAAUAUCUCUCCAGGGAACGUCCCUGGCGGCGACAUACCAUGUGUUCAGAAUGUAGCAGUGGACCGGCCUAGUGGUGAUGGAACCGAUAUGGGAGAAGUGAUUGACGAUAUUUGGUGA
This is a messenger RNA of Fusarium odoratissimum NRRL 54006, 669 nucleotides long. RefSeq lists its product as uncharacterized. NCBI's taxonomy places the organism in Eukaryota, Fungi, Ascomycota, Sordariomycetes, Hypocreales, Nectriaceae. The coding region runs from base 1 to 669 and encodes 222 amino acids. The transcript has 2 exons. The record is from RefSeq and is a predicted model, not a curated record.